UAUAAAACGCACUCGGCCACGGUUGGCGCACAGUCAGUUCACUAUCCGUAGUAACCGUGGCGCGCUACGAUGAGGACCCAUGCACGUGCGCUGCUGUUGAUAAGCCUUGCCGUGCUAUUUUGUGCGGCCAGCGGUGAAGGUGGAAAGCACAAGAAGAAAAACCGACGACACGAGGAGGACCGAUCAGAACAGGUUUACUAUGUCGACCAAAUAGCAUCUGCUUCUGCAAUUUCACCCUGGACAUCGAAUCGCAUCAUCGCCAAAACCACUGAAAAUGGUAAGGAGUCCCAGUACGUGAUCAACGUCGCGCCAGAGGACGAAGUCAUCAUCCACGAUGAGGCCGCCACCGAUCGAGUGUCCGAUCGCGGACCGACGGAUGAGCAGAGCCCGCAGGAUUUCGUUCACGAGGCGUUGCGGAUGCGCCAGCAGUACAUGCAGAGUGGUCCCAAGGGCACGACGGCGAUGCCAGGGACUUCAUUCGUCGAGUACACCACAGUCAAGUACGAUCGGUUUGGCCCGAGUCAAUCACCAGCCAGUCGAGAUUUGGCAGAGCCGCACGUCAUCUACCACACCAAACCUGUUCCCACAAAGCCAUCAUCGACACCUGCACCACCGGUUCCAACUGCACCUCCUGCACCGACCUAUCGGCCGAAACACAUCAAGCCAAAAACCACCAAACCGAUGUUAGUCCACACUGUAACGCCGUACGUAGCGAUCGAUCUGGAGCAACCGGAUCCGAGACCUACGGUUGGGUAUCGGCCUAAGGAGAUGAAGCAGGUCCCUUUGAAGAAUGAGCCCGUAUCGAAAACGGCGCAUCUGCCUGCUGUCAAUAAGGUCGUGCCAGUCAAACAGCAGGAUACGGCGUCCUCGAACGUGUUCGUGCAGGCCGUGCGACCGGAUGAACCUCAGACCUACGGAAGCAGCUAUAACACGCAUCACGACUCGGGAAGCAGUUACCAGGAGUUCCACAAGUUCUCACCAACGGGUGAUUCUGAGGGCAGUAGUUCCAUUUUGACCGUACACAAGGUACGACCGUCGAGUGUACCACACCAUCCGUCACAGCAUAGUUCUAAGCGGCCACGUGAUGGCGAACAGCGCGAAACAUACGUCCAUAGUACGUCUUCAAAACCGAGCCGAACUCCCAGUCCCGUUGAGCUUGGUCGGUAUCGGCCCACAAAGGGGUUCGAGGUGGAGGAAGACUACACACCCAAGUACCAUCAGCAACAUCAGCAAGAGAAGAAACACUUUGCGCCGGAGCUGCCAAAUCCGCAUGUCAAGUACGAGAAAGAGGUUGAGGAGAACUUCCUGAAGCAGCACCAGCAACAACAACAACAGCACCAGAAGCAGGUGCAUCACCACCAACAACUAGAGCAGGAACAUCAACACUAUCAUCACCAUGGUUACGAGACGUCACGACCGGCGAAGAAGGAGAAACCACAGACUACCGAAGGGCCGCAGUAUUAUCCCGUGAAGACCUUCCAUCCUAUUGAGACGAUCACGCAGGUCCAGAUGGAACCGGAACCAAUUCCGGCAGAAGAAGCAUACCGUUACAAGCCCGUAAAGUCUCAUCAUGUCGAUACGUUCAAGCCAUCUGUGGUAAGCUUUGACCGGGAGCCGAUUCCAGCGGUACAACACAAGGAAACGUACGUGUACCAUCCACCUAAGUCUCACCAUGUGGACCCACCGAAGAAGCACGUGGAAAGUAGUGGUGUUAGUAGUGUGUCGUACCACGGAAUCAGCCAUCAGGAGGAGCCUUCAAAUAAACACGUGGUAGAGGUGUCACCGGAUUUCUUAAAGCUCGCCACCGCACGACCAGCGAAGCACAAGUUUGCAGAUCUUCCAAAACCUUCACCAGCACCGUCUUACUCGAAGGUGACGAGCUAUCCGACGUUACAAUCCUCAACACCACAGCGUGACAAGGUUACGUACGAUCCGUACAAGUACCGGCCGAGUCCUACUCCUGAGGUAUCCAGUGCCGGACAAGGAUUCCAGAAAAUCUCCUCCUCGCCGGCAAGCUACCCCAAGUACAUCCCGGCGAAAAUCCCCAGCGAGGUGCCAUCGGAGGUAGGAGUAUCGUACAGCUACAAACCGAGCCACGUAGCUGCCUCGGAAUCCUUCCCUAGCUACAUCCCGUCGUCCACUCCGGAGUCCUUUGGGGCGAGUGUGUCUCAGGACUUUCCCAAAAUGUUCUCCGCCUCUCCAACACCGUACACGAAGUACAGCGGCGUAAGUCCGUCGUCGACUCCCGACACGCUGUACGAGUUCCCGCACAUGAAGGAAACGCCGAAGUCGUUCUCCAAGUUCCAGGAGCCAAAGGCGUAUGAAACGAUCCAUCCGUCGGAGCAGCCGUUCAAGACACUAAGUACUACGAUCUUCAUGAAGCCAUCGACGUCGGAGACCAGCUACGCAUCGCUUCCUGCGACUUCGGGUAAACCCAUCCAGAAUCUUACAACGUCGAUCGCCGGGUUUAAGGCCUCGCCUAGUGACGCCACCAAGACGGAGUACUACACCGAUCCCGAGGUCACGACGUACUACGUGCUGUCAAACGGCACCGAAAUCAAGCUGGGUGACGAUCCGUCUAAGAUACCACAAGAGUUCCGCAUCACCUCGGACGACUCGGCUUUCCUGAGCAGCAACUACUCCACCAAGCUGGCGGAGGAUUUCGCGAUGAAGUACAACUGGGACAGCCUGCACACGGUGGCGGACGGUGAGUUCUACAUGGGAUCGGCUACUGACGCCACGCUGAAGGCUCUUGGUGGCGCUAAAAGCGGCAGUAGUACUGCGGGAAAAUACCACGAACCGAUUGAGUACAUCGUGCGUGACAAGAAGAAGCAGAAACCGCUCAUCUUCUCCAAGGUGAAGCCCAUCAAGACGGUCACGAUCUACAAGUCUACUCACCGCUCGUCGGACGAUAUGGAGGGUGGAUUCGAGCCGAUGAUCGGUGUGCAGCCGCAGAUGGAUAAGAAGAGCGAGCUGCCUGGAGGAGAUGACGAGUUCUACUACACCAACGAGGCGUUGCCUGAUCCGGAGGAUGACCCAACAAAGGCUACGAAGAAGAAUGCCGUGUUCAUGCCGGGUCAUGGGAUGGGAGGACGUAUGCCAGGUCAGGGCAUGAUGCUGAAGCUGCCCCAAGGAGCUGUUCCGGUGCGUGAACCUCACGGACAACAACCACAGGACAUGGACAUGAGUGCGGAACCAUCGAAAAAGCAUCAGUACUUUGUGCUGUACCACAUCGAGGACAAGGAGAAGAAACCGGUGAGACCACACGUCCAGCAGGCGCCUCCACCACCUCCGAGUCCGCCAAAACAAGAGAUCCACUACCACUACAACGAGAAGGAGUCGGAAGAACCCGAAGUGACACACGAGCACUACAACUACCACCACGAAGAGACGAUUGAGGACUCGGAUGAUGACAUCCAGCAUCAUUACGUCAACCCGAAUUACGGCAAGUUCAACUACCGGCCUAACCUAGCGCACCCGUCAUUCCAGCGGCCAUUGCGUGAUAGUAUGGCUGCGGGUAGCGAGGCCACUCUGAAGGUGGUAGAUCCUGAUGUAAAGCACGCGAGACCACUCGAGAUCACCAAGCAGGAGUACAUGCGUCACGUGCAGAACGCUGUGAUGCGGUACAUGCGUCAGCUGCAGGAAGAGGGCCGUCUACCGGUGAUCGCAUCGAGAGAUUCCGAUGACACGCACAAGGCGUUUGAGGAGAUCGACCUGUCGGCAUUGCUCAACGGAGGGCCUAAGCAGAAGUUCCAGCUGAACACGCCGGUACGUACGAACGUGCCAACGAGUCCGAGCCACUACAAACCGAUGAAGUCGGUCCCGAGUUCGUCGACGUACAAGCCGACAGGUUCGCCGCAGACCGUGAAGCUGGGCAAGAACACGUACACGGCCGGUAAGCCGUUGAAGGUGGCCAUCGAGAGCAUGCAGGACACUCUGAGUAGCAACGUGGAUCUCACGGUGAAAGGUAACAAGCAGCCAAUCAAGCCUGACCUCUCUGCGAUCGAUGUGGGGCAGUCGUACUUACACGGACCGACUUUCGACCAUACGGGUCCAGCCACGAAAGGUAGUCACGGGUAUGACAGUUCCAGUGUGACACCAGCCAAGGCGAAGUUGCACUUUAAUCAACAAUCGCACCAUGACAUCAACACGAUGUUGAACGCCAAAGAAGGCAGCUCGCAUGGGCUGCGGACGGCUUUGAAAGGAUCGUAUCUAGACCACGCGUCCAACAACUUCGGUUCGAUCAAGGGUGGAUCGGCAAACGUUGGAGCAUCGAUUAGCUUCGGUAAUGGUGGGUUGCCGAAAGGAAUGGCUCACAACAGCGAGGACGAUAACAAGAUCGCUCCCGAGGCGCUGGACGCACCGAUCCAGAUCAUCAAUGGCAUUCCCAUCACGAAUCCGUACAACAUUGACAUCAACACGUUGAGGUAUAUGCUGGGAGGUCUAGCACAGGCUCAAGCUGAACAGCAGCAGCAGCAACCACAUCCACCAAAAGAACCGGCCUUGAAGCUGAAGGGUUCGAACUGGAUGUCGCUUCCAACGAUGGCCAGUUCGACGCAGGUGUUCUCCUCGCAUAUACCCACCUUCCAGCAUCCUCCCUCGGAGGUGAACAACUACAAGUACAACUCUAACUUCGAUGCGAGCAACUUCAAGAUCAAGUUCCCUAAGAACCUCAAGCUCAAGACCUCGCCAACGAGUGCCGGAGAUGCCGUAGCCAGUGGAUCGAUGAGCUACGCCUCCUGGGGAGAACCGCCAAGGACGCCUAACCAAGGUAACGCUAACCACUACAACCAUGGCAACGGGAACAACAACCUCAACCAUGGAAAUGGCAACCAAAAUGUCCAAGUAGCUGGCAACCGUCCGUCACUGACAGUUCAGAACCAUCACCAUCAUCAGCAACAAAUGCAACAGCAGGUUCAACAGCAGGUGCAGCAGCAGAUGCAACAACAGGUGCAGCAACAGAUCCAGCAGCAACUACAGCAACAACAGCAGCAUCAGUUCUUGCGACCGACGCGAGAAUUCAACCCGGAGCUGUUCCUCAAUCCUAACGGGCAGCUGUUCCAGGGGUUGCUGAAGCAGAGCCCGAUUAUGAGCAAGAAGGCGGCGACAAGCGAUUGGAAACCGACAACGGUGAAACCAACCACGGGACCGUCGAAGGCGAUGAAGAUCGACACAAGCCUGCGGCCACCGCCACCGGUUGUGAAGGGUUAA
Anopheles nili is the source of this 5211-nucleotide messenger RNA. RefSeq lists its product as uncharacterized. The transcript has 4 exons. The record is from RefSeq and is a predicted model, not a curated record. The coding region runs from base 70 to 5211 and encodes 1713 amino acids. NCBI's taxonomy places the organism in Eukaryota, Metazoa, Arthropoda, Insecta, Diptera, Culicidae.